AUGCGUUUCGCCAUCGCCGCUGCCCUCCUCAUCGCUGGAGUCAGCGCCCAGUCCAUCAGCGACAUCGAAGCCUGCGGUGACGCCAUCCUGUCCGGAAUCGACACAUCCGCACUUGACGCCUGCGCCAACAAGAGCACAAAGGACUGCGUCUGCUCUAACGACUUCUCAGGCCAAAUCAGCGAUGAUGCCGUCAAAGCCUGCAAAGACGCCGGGAUCGACCCAGACGACCUAAAGAAUUCCUUCUGCUCCAGCACCAGCGACAGCCCCGCCGCCCCAGCCCGGCACGCAAGCAGGCCCAUGGAAAUGGCGGACACCAAGCGCGCCUACGCUCCUCCUGUUGCUGACGCUGAGAUGGGCUCCGCUGAGCCCGCUGCUCCCCGUGUUAUCUACGUGACCGAGACCAAGACUGAGUGUGGAUGCAAGCCUACGCCUACUGCUUUCGAUCCUUCGCACUUGGCUCAGAUCCCCGUUAAUGUGCCUACUCCUAGCAGCGUGGGUGGUAUGGCUGUCGCUUCUUGGCCUGCUUCGUCUAGUGGGGUGUUUGCUGGGGCUUCUUCUUCUUCGCGCUUGUUUGGGUCUGCGGCUACUCCUGGACCUUCGGGUGCUAGUGGGCAGCAUUUCAAUUCCUUCCAGGGUGCGGCGCCUCAGCUUAGUGCUGUGCAGGGUAGUCUCGCUGCGCUUGGUGUAGCUGCUGUUAUGGGAUUGAUGAUAGCUCUGUAA
Molecule: messenger RNA, 720 nt
Organism: Penicillium odoratum
Lineage: Eukaryota; Fungi; Ascomycota; Eurotiomycetes; Eurotiales; Aspergillaceae
Exons: 2
Coding region: 1-720 (239 amino acids)
Source: RefSeq, a predicted model, not a curated record